GUGCCUGGCGCUGCUGGGCGCACCCCACUCCCGGGCCGUGCGCGCCGCCGGUCGUGGGGGGCGGUGAUUGUGUGCGCCGCGCCGCGGUAUUGUGCGGCGGCCACACUGUUUGCAGCGGGCUCGGCUCCGCGUCCCGGGGAAGGAAGCAUUCGCAGGCGGCGGGGCGGGAGCUGGGCUCGGAGUUGCAGCCGCCGCCGCCGCCGCCGCCGCCGCGGGGAGAAGGGAAGUGGACUGUGUUUGGGGAUGUGAGGACGGGAAGCGUUGAGUGGCAGGGAGGGGUUCUGCCGUGGCGCGGGGAGUUGGGACGCGGUUUGCAGAGUUGAGCCCACUUCUGCAGGCCCCUGUCCCUCCCCGGAAGGGACCGGGUGCCCUGCUCAGGUGGACCGUCCAAGCAGAAGCCGCGGGCGUUGGCGACCCCUGGCGAAGGGGCACACCUCAAUGAAGAGGACACAUGGGGCGGGGGGCAGCUGGGCGGAGUGAGGGCGCGCGCCGGGGUUAAGUUGGAUUUACACCUCAGCCCGCUGCUGUCCGUCCUCCACCACGUCUUCAAGGGCCGGCCACUUUAGGCGUGGGGGUGGGGUGGAGAGUGCAAGCCGCAUUUUUAUUCCAGCUGUUUGGAUUCAGGAGUGACCCCCCCUCCCUACUCUCCUCUAGAGCUGAGCUGCGCUUGCCCGAGUCCCGUCGUCCUCACCGGGGCCGCGCUUCCUGGGGGAAGUUCUCAUUAAGCCUCGCUAAUUAGCAUUAUUCCUGGAGAAAGGUUAAGGUUAGACCGUCCUUUUCCUUAUCGGGAGGCCCGCCCCCUCCUCCCCACUCCCCUCUCUCUCCCUCCCUCCUCCCGGAGAGCACAAAAGCACAAAAAGAAAGUGUGAAGAGGCGCAGAUCAAUGGAGAAGCCACAAACCCAUUAAUUCAAAUGGAACCUUCCCCCCCCUCUAAAACAUUGAUUUUUCUUUCUGUCUGCUCUGAGGGGAGGUUAAUAACCUCCUGAUUUCACCUGAAAUGGUGUUUGUACGCUGUGAUUUUCUCCUGUUUCUGAGGAGGAUGGUGGCUUGAAAUAGCCUCUCCCCCGAGGUAAAGCCCUACUUAUCCCAGAAUCAGCUAGAAACCCUGGCCAGUCUGCCAGCCCAGCUGGGGGGUGGAGAGGGGUGUUUCAUGGCUCUCGAUUCCCACAACUCUGGACAUGUGAGGACUGUGGGGAGCAUCGUCUCCAUGAUGUGAACAGGCCCCUGUCCUGACCCUGAAAAAUACAUUUCUGAGUUGUGGGUUCAUUAGUCAGGGGGAAAGGCCUGUUUCUGGCCCCAGCCCCAAUGGUCGUUCAGCCCCCAGGUAGAAAAUUACCCCCUUCGCUGGAAAGUCAUUAGGACCUAAAUGGGCCCUUGAAUGAUGUGAAGCCCCUGUCUAAUCCCGGCCAGGCUGGGCUUGCUUUACAGGGCAGGGUUUUAGAAUAGCACCUCCUCCUACACCCACUGCCCCCAUGGCUGGGUGACCUGAGGCUGCUCAGCAUGCCAGAACCUUCCUCCCAGAAGACGGACAUGGGGGAACUUCUCCUGUGGCCAUGUGGAGCUGGAACGCCCCUGAGUUGCUCAAGAACUUUUUUGUCUUGUCUGGGUCCUUUUCUUGGAAGGAAAGUCUUGCUCACAGUGGUUCCCCUCCAGCCCUCCCUUUGGCUGGAAGAGGCUUUUCUGCCUGGGCUCCUUGUAAAGAGACUCUCCGUUCACGGCAGAGAGUGGGGGUAUAGUGAGGCCCUCGUGCUGAGGAGUGCUGGGAAAACAGCCAGUUGCCUUUGCUUAGGAAACAAAAGCCCGUUUUACACUCGCUACACUAGUGGGAAGGUGUUGAAAAUGCUCACUCCCAGCAUCCAGGCGUCCAUUACGGCAGGGACAACAGAGCAUCCCCAUGGAUAUGUGCAUGCAUUUCUGUCUGGCAGACACUCGGUGUGUGAGACAAUGUGCGUGUGUUUGCGUGUGAGAGAGAGAAUACCUAAAAUGUGGUCGGCGAUUGGCCGUGUCUCAGCCCUCCCCACUUCACGUUUCCCAGAAGAGCUUGUGCCUGUGUGACUAGUAAGCAGAGGAGGCAUAUUAGCAGGAAGGAGUGGAAUUGUGCAGGGCGUGUCCCAGAAGGCUGGCCUCCUCCCCGGUGGUCAGGUGGGCUUGGGGUAGAGCAUGAAGCAGCAGCCUUGGCCACAUUUAUGGCUCAGACCCACCCAAAGAUUUCAUCUGGGCAGUCCCUGCACAACAGGGAUCUGAACCCAUGUUGCUUGAGAACCUGUGGGUUUUUUGUCUUCCAUUAAUAAGCCAUCUGAUGAACCGAAGUGGUUAAGUUGGGGUCAAAUGCGGUUCAGUACCUCCCUGGCAUGCUCCGAGGGCUGUGUGUGAAAUGCUCGCUGACAUGGAGACAGAGAAGAAUCGCCUCGUGUUGAAGAAUUUCCAGGGCCUGGAAGGGGCAGCAGGUGCACCAGAAGGAGGCACCCGCCCGCGAGCUGAGAACCUGCUUCACUUUCGACAUCUUGGUGCUGCCCUCUCUGGGCUGAGGUGGUGCUGGGGCAACUGCCUGAGCCUGGUGUUCCUGCCAGCAGCAGCUGCAGCCUCCCCUAAAACAGACCCGGGGGCUGACCAGAAAGGGGUCUGCUUCCUGCCUGGCCCAGAGACUCCCCCCCUUACACCCCCACCCCCACCCUCCUCUGAAACACACACCCAGGGCUCCUGAUCAGGGCUUAUGGCUCACAAUUGCACUAAACUCUCCACAAAUCCUCCUCCUCCUCUUUCCCGAAGCAAACGGUACAGAUAGAAUUACAGCUCUCAGAAAGGGCCUGGAAAAUAUUGUGAGGCACACCCCAGGAUCCCGCCCAUCCUGGAGGAUGCAAAUGGCUGGACUUCAGAGACACCAGGAACCCAGUUCCAGAGAAAUUGACCCCAGUUGUAAACUAAUCAGGUUAUUGAUAGCACCUGCCUGUGGUUACCAGCCAUGGAGACAGGCGCGUUUCGACCAUUUCCCCCGCGCUCUCCGGUUUUCUCCUCCUGGGCUGGGCAGUGGUUGGUGUCUGCAGAGAGGAAGGGCCUCGGGACUUGGGUGGAGAGAAACUGAACCUGCCAGUGAAUUUUGGACUGAAGAUAAGAGCAGGGAGGGUUUGGUCAGCUCCUCUCGGAGCUCUGCCCAGAGUCAGGUUCCUAGAUUGGGGUGUGUCCCGGGAGCUGGCUGUGGGCUCCCCGCCUGCCCUCCUGCCUCUUGAGCUUUCUUUUCAGGAGGGCAGCCGGCCCUGUCACCCUGCGACCUCCUGUGGCACAGGCCCUUUGGUGUCAAAUGUACGAUGGACUUUUAUCACCAGUUUGUUUACAGAAAGGCAGAAAUGAAUGGAUCAAAUUCCCUCGAGAUUCCUGAAGGGAAAAGUGAGGCGUGCCAGCCUGGGACCCGCAGACCUGUCCAAGCCGCUUCGUGCAGGCCCCUCAGGCUGCGGGAUGAGACUUCGGUGAGCAGUGAGGAUUUUGAUAUGAACGACGCCACAUGGAUGUCAGCUGACCCGCACCUGGCCUCCAGCCUGAGCCCCAGCCAGGACGAGAGGAUGCGGAGCCCCCAGAACCUCCACAGCCAAGAGGACGACGACUCCUCCUCCGAGAGCGGCAGUGGCCAUGGCUCCUCCACCCUGAACCCAUCCACAUCGAGCAGCACACAGGGCGACCCCACCUUCCCUGAGAUGAAUGGCAACGGUGCCGUGGCCCCCAUGGACUUCACUGCCACCACCGAGGACCAGCCCAUCAACCUGUGCGACAAGCUCCCACCGGGCACGACGCUUGGUACACCCUCCUACCCCUCCGACGGCUGUGGCACCGACGGGCUGCGGAGCCGUGUCAAGUACGGGGUAAAGAGCACCCCUGAGUCCCCUCCCUACAGCUCUGGGAGCUAUGACUCCAUCAAGACGGAGGUCAGUGGCUGUCCUGAGGACUUGACAGUGGGCCGGGCUCCCACUGCAGAUGACGACGACGAUGACCACGAUGACCAUGAGGACAAUGACAAGAUGAAUGACUCUGAGGGCAUGGACCCCGAGCGCCUCAAGGCCUUCAAUAUGUUUGUGCGCCUCUUUGUGGAUGAGAACCUGGACCGUAUGGUGCCCAUCUCCAAGCAGCCCAAGGAGAAGAUCCAGGCCAUCAUCGAGUCCUGCAGCCGGCAGUUCCCAGAGUUCCAGGAACGGGCCCGCAAGCGCAUCCGCACGUACCUCAAGUCCUGCCGCCGCAUGAAGAAGAACGGCAUGGAGAUGACGAGACCCACUCCUCCCCACCUGACCUCGGCCAUGGCAGAAAACAUCCUGGCAGCUGCCUGUGAAAGUGAGACAAGAAAAGCAGCCAAAAGGAUGCGCCUGGAGAUCUAUCAAUCCUCGCAGGACGAGCCCAUAGCCCUGGACAAGCAGCACUCCCGGGACUCCACAGCCAUCACCCACUCCACCUAUUCACUGCCAGCCUCCUCCUACUCCCAGGACCCCGUGUACGUCAAUGGGAGCCUCAACUAUAGCUACCGUGGUUACGGAGCCUUGGGCAGCAACCUGCAGCCCCCUGCUUCCCUCCAAACAGGAAAUCACAGUAAUGGGCCCACGGACCUCAGCAUGAAAGGUGGGGCCUCCUCCACCUCCACCACCCCUACCCCCACCCCAUCCAGCAACAGCACCAGCAGGACCAUGCCCACUGCCCAGCUCAGCCCCACAGAGAUCAGCGCUGUGCGGCAGCUCAUUGCUGGCUACCGGGAGUCUGCUGCCUUCCUCCUGCGCUCUGCAGAUGAACUGGAAAACCUCAUUUUACAGCAGAACUGACACCCACGGGCGCCUGGUGUGCACGACCCUAGGAAAGGAGGCUGCCCCAUCCUUGGACCCAGCUUCCUGCCUCACCAGUUGGUACUUCUUGUUUUUGAGAGAGGUGGGAUCCAAAAAAAAAAAGCUGUUUCUAGCCACACUCCAAGCACCUGAGACUUUGGGCACAAGGACACUUUUUUUUUUUUUUUGAAUCUCACCACACGGGUGCUCUGACCUGCUUGGAAGAGGCCAUUUGGGGCAGCUCUGGAAGGGUUGGGGCUCCCCUGACAAGGCGCUGGGGCCACAGCUCUAUUUAGAAUAACCUUUGUGGACCCUGAUGUUAGAAUCCCAUCCCCAGAUAAUUACCUUUCAAGUCUUAGGUGAGCAGAAUUGCAUAUUUAUUGAGAAAAACAAAGUGGACCCUUUCUUCCUCUACCCUUAGUAAUUUAUUUUUCUCAAAAUGGAUUCUUUUGUGUUUGUACAGAUUGCCAGUCUGUGUCUGUCUGAUCAGAAGGAUGUAUCCCUGUGACCUAACAUUCCAUAUCACUACAUUGAUGGGGCUGGGGGCCAGCAGGGCAGGGCAGGCAGCCAGCAGCUGUCCCUUUGAGCAGCAGUGCACCCUUGAGAAGACCAGCAGCCCUCAGCCAGGCUGUCUCAAUGGAAAUCCCAGUGCUGCUCCAGGGAUGCUGCCAGAUGCCUCCAGGCACUGCCAAGCCCGUGGGCUUCACCCACACCUAUCGCAAAGCAGAAACAAAACAAAGGCAACCCACCCCAUUCUCUAGAAGCUCCAGUCAUAUGGUCACCUGUUUUCUACCUCACACUCCAGCGUGGGCUUUUUCCAGGAUGUGCCCUGAGCCUGUUCUAAAUGGCUGUCCCCCCAAUUUCUCUCCACAGGGUGUCUGCCUGGGAGGUAAGUCCAGACUGGGUGUCCAGGAGCUGGAGCCCAUAGAAGGCCCUGUCCCCCCCACAACGAGCAACUUGCAGUCCCCUGGCCUGGCCCUCCCAGCCACUCUACAGGACAAUGGUGGGAGAUGGCACCUGAACAGCAAGGCCCUGCCCACCCCCGUCCCACGGACCUGGGUCUGAACACUUUUCCACAAAGGCCUAGGGCCCUCAGACACCUGCCAAGAAGGGCCUGUUUCUUCAGGGUGAGCCUUCUGACCAUCAGGCAACCACAGAACAGGAAUGGCAGCUGCACACCCCAGGGCAGACUGCAGCUCUCUCCCCCUUGCCCUGUGGUUGGAGUGGGAGUGUCAACUGAAGUGGAAAAGCCACUUGGGUAAUCCUAGGACUGGCCUUUCUUCCAGAGGGCCAGUCCUGGAACAAACCCAUAAUCCUUGGAGUGUGAACAAGGGCAAAAAGAAGAAGCUGGCCUGGUUUCCUUCCUCCCUGAUAGGCACUUCCUCUUGCUCAGUGCAAUACCUACCAGUGCUGCUAAAACCAGGGAUUCACCCAGACCUCAGAAGGCCCCUGGGGCCUCUCCAUGCAACACGUUCUGUAGCCAUGACAGCAGCUCUGCUGCCCCCGCUGCACAGGAGAGGAGCUCUUCUCCUGCCUGUCCCUGCCCAGAGCUGGUAGAAGUCCUCUGUUGCCUUUCCUCCUUCAGAGCAGCGAGGCCCCAGGGGAGCCAGGGCCAAGUGAACCGUAAGACAGCCACAGAGAACCAUGCUCUCCCAGAACAGGACCCCUGCCCAAACCAGCUCUCCUACAGCCAACUGCCUAUUGCAGCCAUGGCCACUGUCUCCCAGCACAGUGGCAGACCACCCCUCAGGAAGGUAACAGGGGGCUCCAACAUGGAGCCUGCCACCCUGACUCAGAUCCAUGCCCGACUGGAGGGCCCCAGAUCCAGAAACUCUGAAAGGUAGUGUGUCCCCACCCCAUGCUUGCUUCCAGUCCCUAGAGGUUGGGGGUGGUCUGUUUCUCAAGUGGCCUCCAACACCCCACCCAGCCACACCACCUCUGCCUUCCAUUUGACUAAUUCCCAGGCCUCUGGUCAGGGCCAAGACACCCGAGACUCACCCUUAGCACAGCACAAAAUCCAGUGCCCAAGGCCUCUCCUACACCCCAGUCAUCCACAUGUCCACCCUCCACCUGCUCAGUACUACUUCCAGACAAUUGAAUUUGUGUAAAUAUUUAUUUUUGUGUGUGAACAAUACUACAAAGUAAUCAGUAGAUCUUUUGCAAAAUGUGACCCCAGGCAAUUAGAGAAACUCUUAAUGUUAAAAAAUGGCAGAGACAAUCGCCGCCUUAGAAUUCUUGGUAUCAAUUGCUUAUUAACAUGUCAUUUCUCCUCCCAGAGGCAGUACUCAAGCUAGACAUAAGCAAUUCACAUUUCUUGGCUGGCAGGAGUGAGAAAGACUGGGGAAGGGGCUCUCCCUAACACCCCAUACAAGGGUUUAUAUUUAAAGAUCAGCAUAAGCUACAGUUUGAAGUCAUAGCUUUCUGAGUUUAAGCUGUUGUAACUACCUUCAGCCUGCCUUAGUACUGCAGUAAGAGCAUAGGUUCAAUGUUUUUAAAGAGAAAGGAAACAAAUGCCAGUGGUACAAUCCCAGGAGGCUCCCAGUGGCCCCUCUAGGACCAUGGAUUCUGCAUGUUGAUACUAUCUCUUGGGUAGGCUCUUUUCCUUCCCAGAGAAGCUACGCCUGAACCCUGGUGACACAGAAUCUGGAGCAAAGUUAUUAUGUGGAAACAGGAUUCCAUUAGUUCAGUCAGGAAACUUGAUCUAUUUUGCUUUUGUUUCAAAAGAUGCAGCUUCAACCCCUUCCGUCCUGACUUGGAGAGCACUAAAGAGCUGCUUCUGGUGAACUUAGCUCACUGCUAUCCCAUUCUUACUCCUGAGGGACUGCCUUCUCCCCAAGGGAGCUUCCAAAGCCCUGUUCCACAGCCAUUUAAAAUUCUUAUGGAGAGCCUCAGGACACAGAUUAACUAUUUGGGAUCCUUCAUUAAAAUGGAAAUGCAAGAGCAGAAUUCACCAAUUCCAGAGUCUUUGCAAGGGGCCGCUACUGGGAGGAUAGAAUUAGACGAAAAGUGGGAAUUUGGUCUUAGUGUUGGAUCAUCUAGUAAACCAUAAGUGUGUAACUAAUCUGAAAUCCAUUUUGCCGUCAACACUCAUCCAAACAGACAGUUUAUCCCUAAGGACAGUGUUAGGGGAAGGGGAGCAGGCAGGGGGCUAGAAAGGAUAUAGAGAAUUUCAACAGGAACCCAUCCAUCCCUAUAACCAAGGGCCACUUACGACUCCAGGGGUGGUUAUAAGAUUAACUACCAGUUCAUCUUCAAAAUGCUGCUUUGAACUCAGAGGGUUGAUACUUUUAAUUUGUAAUUUUUUGUAAAACUUUUUACAAGAUAGUAAAGUAUUUCACCAGAAUACCAGUUUCAAUCCGUCCAUGGUCUGAUUUUUAUAUAAUUUAGUGGUGCUUUAGAAACUUUUGUUUUUGUUGUUUCUGAGCUAAGCUCAAUCCUUUUUCACCUGUAUCUACCUAAGACCAAUGUGAACCUUUGUAUUUUUGCUCCUAAUUUUGGACUCAGUGAAAGUGUACUGUUUACAUGUACAGAUGCCCCCAGUCCCUGUGUGUUCCGCAAGACUUGCUCUUGAGGAGGAAGAUGCACCUCACUAAGCUCAUCUGCUUAGCAAAGCCACAAAGCAAAACCUCUCACUUUUUACCUAUGUUUCCACCUAAAAAUAAAAACAAAACAAAAAAACCUAUACCAUAGAGAACUCAGACUUGCUGAAAAACACUUUACUAAGUUUGGAAAAUCCUUUCCACAUGUCAGAUGGCCCACAUGCCACUAUCAUGUGGUCCAUUUAGGAGCAGGGUGAGAAGAGAGACCUCCAAUUAGUCUUUGGUGGGUAAUUGCAUGGACAGAUGAAAAGUGAAGGCAGGCAGGACUCAAGCUGCGGAACCAUGGCAUGAAUAUAGUUCUUCUGGCAGCCUAGGAGUGCCAAAGUCGAGGUAACUCGUGGCCUUCAGGUCAAGUCACCCAGGAUUUAGGGACAGCCCAAGAGGUCUUCAAUCCUCUAGCAUAAUUUAGACUUUUUAGAAAGGCGUGAGUUCCACAUCCGAGAUGACAAACUUAAGACUUUCUAGUGCAGAUGGUACAAGCAUUUCUUCAGGAUUUCCUUGGAGGCAGCUCAUUCGUAAGGCAUCACCUCUGGGGAGGGGCAGGGGGCUCCAGACAGUACGCAUGUGGCACUUAAGGCAUCAGUGGAUGGCACCAACUUUUAAAGGUGACCCUUUAUUACUUAAUCAAUGGCUUCACCUCUAAAUUAUAUUUUUACAGAUAUGCACCUAUGCAACUUAACGUGGCUCUUCUAAGCAGGUGAGGACUUCCUCCUCAAUGCUCUCUAUAGAAAUUAUUUGUGUUCUAUAUCGUGAGUUUUUCCAGUAAAUGUGGCUUAACAUUUUAAUUCUUAGAAUGUGUCUUCUCUAUGUGAUGCAACUAAAUUGUUUUGUUUGUGGAAUGACUAGCACAGGCCAACUCCCUCACCCUUCACUUAACAAAAGACCAAUGAGCUGUUAAUCGAGCUGUUAUCUCCAUGGUAUUACUUGCUAAAUGCACUGAUUUCAUAAGUAUGUGGAAUCCUUUUUCUUUUGAAUCUGUAUAUCAUAUAUAAGACUGAAUCUACUUAAUAAACACUGAAUAACAAA
Messenger RNA from Choloepus didactylus (southern two-toed sloth), 9422 nucleotides. It is a transcript of the gene NOL4L, whose product is annotated as nucleolar protein 4 like. The transcript is spliced from 9 exons. Lineage: Eukaryota; Metazoa; Chordata; Mammalia; Pilosa; Megalonychidae. The coding region runs from base 3307 to 4797 and encodes 496 amino acids. The record is from RefSeq and is a predicted model, not a curated record.